AUGCCACGCAAAAGAAUAAUCGUCUGCUGCGACGGCACCUGGAAGAAUAGUGAUGGCUCGGGCCAAGUGCCGACCAACGUGGCAAAACUCGCCCGUUGCAUUCAGCCCGAGGCUGAAGUAACACAAGGAGGCGAGAAGAUUCAAGUCAAACAAGUCGUGUACUAUCAACAUGGCGUCGGAUCAGUCGCAGGGUGGCUAUUCGGAGGAAUUGAGAAUGCCAUCGAAGGCGCUACCGGCGGAGGCGUUCGCGAAAACAUCAUGCAAGCAUAUCAAUUCAUUUGUCUGAAUUAUCAGCAUGGAGAUGAGAUCUUCUUUUUUGGCUUCUCUCGCGAUGGGCUUGCUCACCAACAAAGGCCUCAGCUUGGUCCCGUGUUCGAGCAAUGGGAGAAGCAAAACGAGCGACAGAAGUCCCAAGGUCCACUGGGGGACGAUCAAGAAGUCAAGGACUAUUUCAGAGACUUGCUGCACAAUGAGUGGACGAGGCCGAAGAUUCCAAUUAAAGUCUGUGCAGUGUGGGAGACGGUGGGAUCUCUGGGUCUUCCGAGACCUUUUUUCCUUCCACAACCGGUGGGGAGAAAAUUGGCUUUCGUCGACACCAAGGUCCUGCCCAACGUCGAAUAUGCAUAUCAAGCCCUCGCCUUGGACGAGCGUCGGAGACAGUUCAAACCUACACUUUGGGAGAAGUCAGGUGGACAAGUACUGCCUCGCGUGCUGAAGCAGUGCUGGUUUCCAGGCGUCCACUCCGAUGUUGGCGGUGGUCAGAAGGAUGACGCCGCCUCUCGAGUCCCGCUGGGCUGGAUGCUGAGCCAGGUGGCCGGACUUCUCGAAUUCAAUCCGCUUGCCGUUGGUCAAUUUAUGCGAGGCACCGGGCCAUCCCCAAGCUUCAUCGGACGUCUCCACAACUCGAUGAAGGGCCUGUUUGUGCUCGGUGGCGUCUACUGUCGAGUGCCCGGGACAUUCACGUCUACCAACCCACUCACCAGGGAGCCAACGGAUCAUCGGCUGAAAAACGCGUUUGAGACGAUUCACUGGACUGCUCGGGAACGGAUGACGAAGAACAUAGACGACUAUGACAAGGCAGGCCUGGUCGACUUCGCCAUGAAAGCCGUUGUCACUGAGCCUAGCAGUCCUGUGGUACAUGAUGCCGAAGACACUUCACAUCUUCCACUGCCCCAAGGUCCUGGAAGGCAAACUGCCGUGCAGUGGGUGAGUGAGAAGCAUCAUGUGUCGUUGAUGGAAGACGAAAUGAAACCCUUUGAGCAGAAGAUUCUGCAACUGUGGAAUAUGCAAGAUCUGUACGCUAUGACUGUCGACCCAGACGAAAGAGCACAGGCUACUGGUGGAGAACAGUCAUCUGAGCCGCCUGCCGAACGGAUGCGGAAGCCCAUUCAAGACCAGAAGCGCAGUACAGUCGAUGUGCUAGCCAGUAACUCCACAACUCUGCCUAGAGGGCCUUCUCCGAGACGAGAAACUGCCUGA
Exophiala xenobiotica is the source of this 1479-nucleotide messenger RNA. RefSeq lists its product as uncharacterized. Bases 1 to 1479 code for a protein of 492 amino acids. The transcript has 2 exons. Lineage: Eukaryota; Fungi; Ascomycota; Eurotiomycetes; Chaetothyriales; Herpotrichiellaceae. The record is from RefSeq and is a predicted model, not a curated record.